GGCUGCUCGUUGGCUACUUAGGACGGAAGCUCGGUGGGUGAUUCUCCAGAAGUUUCCCCCUAGGGCGGCGGCGGCGGCGCUGGUAACCCCUGGAAGAGCAGCUCCGGCAGCGGGAACCGUGACGAUUAGAGAUGGCGGCGGCGGCGGCGGGUCCUGCGGCUGCCGCGAGGUUGUUCCGGAGCUUCUCAGAUGCCCUCAUCGAGCAGGACCCCCAGGCGGCGUUAGAGGAGCUGACUAAGGCUUUGGAGCAGAAACCAGAUGAUGCAGAGUAUUACUGUCAAAGAGCUUAUUGUCACAUUCUUCUUGGAAAUUACAGUGAUGCUGUUGCUGACACAAAAAAAUCCCUUGAACUUAAUCCAAAUAGUUCCACUGCUCUGCUGAGAAAGGGGAUAUGUGAAUACCAUGAAAAAAACUAUGCUGCUGCUCUAGAAACUUUUACAGACGGACAGAAAUUAAAUAGUGCAGAUGCUGAUUUCAUUGCUUGGAUUAAAAGGUGUCAAGAAGCUCAGAAUGGAUCACAGCCUGAGGUGCCUGCAUCCCAGAGGACUCAUCAGUCAAAAAUUAAGUAUGACUGGUAUCAAACAGAAUCUCAAGUAAUCAUUACACUUAUGAUCAAGAAUGUUCAGAAGAAUGAUGUAAAUGUGGAAUUUUCAGAAAAAGAGUUGUCUGCUUUGGUGAAACUUCCUUCUGGAGAGGAUUACAGUUUGAAACUGAGACUUCUUCAUCCUAUAAUACCAGAGCAGAGCACGUUUAAAGUACUUUCAACAAAGAUUGAAAUUAAAAUGAAAAAGCCAGAGGCUGUCAGAUGGGAAAAGCUAGAGGGGCAAGGAGAUGUGCCUAACCCCAAACCAUUCGUAGCAGAUGCAAAAAACCUAUAUCCAUCAUCAUCUCAUUAUACAAGAAAUUGGGAUAAAUUGGUCGGUGAGAUCAAAGAAGAAGAAAAAAAUGAGAAGUUGGAGGGAGAUGCAGCUUUAAACAAAUUAUUUCAGCAGAUCUAUUCAGAUGGCUCUGAUGAAGUGAAACGUGCCAUGAACAAAUCAUUUAUGGAGUCUGGUGGUACAGUUUUGAGUACCAACUGGUCUGAUGUAGGUAAAAGGAAAGUUGAAAUCAAUCCUCCUGAUGAUAUGGAAUGGAAAAAGUACUAAAUAAAUUAAUUUGUUAUCACUGUAUUGUGUAUAUUCA
Molecule: messenger RNA, 1182 nt
Organism: Odocoileus virginianus texanus
Lineage: Eukaryota; Metazoa; Chordata; Mammalia; Artiodactyla; Cervidae
Gene: SUGT1
Product: SGT1 homolog, MIS12 kinetochore complex assembly cochaperone
Molecular function (GO): protein-folding chaperone binding
Source: RefSeq, a predicted model, not a curated record